This is a messenger RNA of Nomia melanderi (Alkali bee), 3579 nucleotides long. RefSeq names its product unc-112-related protein. The record is from RefSeq and is a predicted model, not a curated record. Lineage: Eukaryota; Metazoa; Arthropoda; Insecta; Hymenoptera; Halictidae. Gene Ontology annotation, cellular component: cell-substrate junction. Gene Ontology annotation, biological process: integrin-mediated signaling pathway; cell-matrix adhesion. Gene Ontology annotation, molecular function: integrin binding.
AUUCUCGGCGAGAGAAGGUAGCCGAGCCGAGAGUGCUCGGCCCGACACCAGUCAAGAAACCAGCUGGGGCCUGUGCCGAACGAUUCGAGCGCCUCUGCACGGGACUCGGAGCUGGAAGUCGUGCGAGUCCCGCUCGAGACGGCCAGUGUGUCGCAAGUGCGCCGCAAGUCGUGUUGGAUAUAUACGAUCGUCCCGCGACCGGACCGAGCGGAGACCGAUAAUCGAGGCCAGAAAACGAUUUUUCAUCGUGAACCAGUUCGCAUAUCGCAAGGUGUGUUUGACGCGGCGGUGUCGAGUGCCGCGAAACCAUGAUUUCCGCUCCAUAGAGAGCCCGAACAGUCCCUCAACGAGAGUUCGCGGUGUGCUACGGACCCAAUAGGUGCAUUGCCGGAGAACGCGUCUGUUCCGUUCGCUGUUCCGUUUCUUCUCUUCUUCUUAGCUCGAUUUCCGAUCGGGAACCAUGUACUCCGACGGUCACGAGGUGGACGGCAGCUGGGUGCUGCGUGUCUACGUGACCGAUCUUCAAGUGGAGAGGAGUUUGCGAGUCAAAGGGGAAUUGCACAUCGGCGGUGUCAUGCUACGUCUGGUCGAUGAUCUCGGCAUCACGAUGAAUUGGUCGGACCACGCUUUAUGGUGGCCAGAGAGGAAUCAUUGGCUGACAAGGACGAGGAGCACCCUCGAUCAGUACGGCGUCGCGGCUGACGCGCGGCUUCACUUCACGCCGAUGCGCAAAACGCUGAGAGUCCAGUUGCCGGACAUGCGUUGCCUCGAUUGCAAGGUCGACUUCUCCGUGAAGACGUUCAACGCAGUAAUUAAUCUCUGCAAAGAAUUAGGUAUCAGACAUCCGGAGGAGCUCUCGUUUUGCAAGCCGCUCGAGCCGAACCACCUGAAGUACAAUUUGAAGGAUCUGCCGGCGAAGAAGAAGAUCGAGAGCCACAAGAAUGGUCACUGGAACGUGCCCGCGGACACGAACACGUUCAUACCGGUCAGCCAGAGUCCCAAGGGAUCGACGGGCAGCCUGGACCAGAGCAGCCCUUUCAUGUGCGCGCCGGUCACACCCAACAACAGAAAUCACAGCACUCCGAUCAGCUCGCCGGUGUCGCAAACCGGUACGUGGAAGAGGAACAACAACUCGUCCGGUUUCGGUAGCUCGGACUCGUUCAACGCGAACAACAGCACGAUGAGCCUGGAAGCGCUGAACGGCGCGCUCUCCGAGUCCCUGGCGCAGAGCCCUACCUCGAUCUCGCCGGAGGUGCGGGCGAAAUUGGUCAGGCCGAAGAAUCUCGUGGAGCGCGCCCGUAUGAACGUCGCGUGGCUCGACUCGUCCCUGUCCAUCAUGGAGCAGGGGAUCCGCGAGUUCGACACGCUGCGGCUCAAGUUCAAGUUCUACUCGUUCUACGACCUGAACCCGAAAACCGACGCGGUCAGGAUCAACAUGAUGUACGAGCAGGCCAAGUGGCAGCUCCUCGCCGAGGAGAUCGACUGCACCGAGGAGGAGAUGCUGAUGUUCGCGGCACUUCAGGUGCAGGUGAAUCUGCAGGCGAGCGUGCCGCAGCCGAGCUACGACAGCAACGGCGCCUCGUCGCCGGUCGAGGACGACAUCGACGCGGCCCUGACGGACCUGCAGGUCACCCUCGAGGGCAGCAACAUCAGCAACGGUCCGAGCGACAUCACCCAGGUGCCGGAGCUGUGCGACCACCUGCGCUUCUCGAAGCCGAAGCGCUUCACGCUGAAAGCGUUCAAACGCUACUGGGUCACCUGCCGAGACCUUCAGCUCAGGCUGUACAAGACGCGGGAGGAGACGAACAGCACCGAGUCCCCGGCCCACGUGAUCAACCUGCGCGGAUGCGAAGUCACGCCCGAUGUCCAUCUGUCGCAAGGGCGCUACGGAAUCAGGCUCGAGGUGCCCAGCGCCGAGGGCAUGACCGAGAUGUGGAUCAGAUGCGACAACGAACAGCAGUACGCGAAAUGGAUGGCGGCGUGUAGACUGGCGGCCAAAGGCCGCACCCUCGCCGAUUCCUCCUACGAAAGCGAAGUGAAUAGCAUCAUAGCCUUCUUGCAAUUGCAGAGGCCCGCCCCUGCACCUGCGAUCAAUCCGAACGCCCUGGAUAUUGUACCGGAAGACUAUGUCGCGCCUAGAUUCGUGAAGAAAUUCAAGGGAAAACUGGUUCAGAGAAUUCUGGAAGCGCACGCGAACGUGAAGGAUCUUCCUCUGAUCGAGGCUAAACUGAAUUACAUAAAGGCAUGGCAGUCUUUGCCCGAGUACGGCAUCGCGCUGUUCGUCGUUCGGUUCACGGGGAAAAGCAAAGACGAGCUGUUGGGCAUCGCGAAUAACAGGUUGAUGAGGAUGGAACUUCACAGUGGCGAUCACUUGAAGACCUGGAGAUACAACACCAUGAAGGCGUGGAACGUUAACUGGGAGGUGAAACACAUGAUGGUGCAGUUCGAGGAGGAGAGUAUAAUUUUCGAGUGCCAGUCCGCCGACUGUAAGGUCGUCCACGAGUUCAUCGGAGGUUACAUAUUCCUCUCGAUGCGAUCCAAGGAGGUGAACCAAACGCUGAACGAGGAGAUGUUCCACAAAUUGACCGGGGGAUGGGUCUAAGGGAUCGUUGGACGUCCGUGGAACCGCGGGAAGCGACGGAACCCGUUCUCCGAUAGCUUCCGACGCGCCCGACGUAGCCUCGAUUUACCCAUUUAUUCUUAUCGUUCGUUUUUUGGAGGAACAAAGAAAAUCUCCGAUCAGAUAGGAACGACGCGACACGCAUGUUGGCUGACAUUUGUAAAAAAUACUUAACUCUAUACACUUAGGCACGCUUUAUUCUAAGAGACUUGUAAAUAGGUGAACAAGUUGUCCGUAUACAACUGCCAAGAUCGUAACAGAUCGUUACGUCGCGAAUUAGGGGACGAGAAGACUCGGGAGAAUCCGUUUCCAGCGGAUUUAAGAUAACUAAGAUAACGUGUUGAUAACCGUGUUACUUUUUGUACAUGACAAUGAUAAGCAGUUUUUAUCCGCUGAGAAUCUUGUUACGGAACACGCAGCGACGCUGCGCCUCGUUCAGCCGAGAGAAACACGCACAACGAUCGACCCAUAAACAGAUAAAACCGCGCCCUUUUCUACACGCGACGCCGUUGAUUAAGGUCAUGAACGAAUUAAUAUUUUUAGACCGAUAAGCAUGCCUCCCCCUCCUGUACUCUCUUCAACCCAGUCCCCCCAGCCCCCCUCCGACCAUCCCUAGAGAAUGUUCUCAAUGAUUUUUCGACGGCCGGCGUUGGGCCAAUCUCUCUCGGGCGAAUACAUGUAUCUUUUCUUUCACAUCAUGGGGUGCUAUACCGAGCGAGAUUGCCCCCCAGGAAUUCGACCGGCACAUUGAAUCGUGUAAAUUAUUUGUUGUUUUAAUGUAAACUAUAUAUCUAUUAAAAAAAACAAUAUUUACCUGUACCGUUGCAUAUUAUCUAUCUACAUAUAGAGGUCACGUUACCGAAUGUGUAAUCAGAAAAACUAUAGUUUUGUAUAUUGAUAGAUGCUAGUUGUACAAUAAACCUAAUUAUUACUAACCCCCUGGACACCGUCAAUAUCUC